AAAUAACACCUCUUUCUUUCUCAUUUUCCUCACCACUGCAGCAAGCUUACAACAAAGAAAAACAUCAACUUUAGAGUUGAUCAUCAAAACCAAAACAAACCCCAGCUUUUUCUAUCUCCUUUCUUUCAUCAGCUAACUACCAUGGCAAUGUCUAAAGCUCUUCUUGCUUCACUUGUUCUCUCUCUCGUCCUCCUCAAUCUUGUCGAGGUGUUUGCCGCCGAUCAGAUGGCAACUGGAAGGUCACUCAAAGGGAUCGACUGUGGAGCAGCAUGUAAAGUGAGGUGCUCGCUAUCAUCAAGGCCAAAUCUCUGUAAGAGGGCUUGUGGAACCUGUUGUGCUAGGUGCAGCUGUGUUCCAUCAGGUACUUCUGGUAACCAUGAUGAAUGUGCAUGUUAUGCUGCUCAGACUACCCAUGGAGGUAGAAAGAAGUGUCCUUAAACGGAACAACCGGAACAGGCUAUAUAGACCAACCGUGACGUCUCUUUUGUCUAGUGAUCAGCCAGGCUUCUCCAUAGACGAUGACGAGUAUUAUAAUGAAUUAAACGUUUGGUGUGUUUCAUAUUUGUAAACAGAGAAUAAAAUACAGAGUAGUAUUUGAUCAAUACAUUUUGAUCAUAUUACUAAAUCUCUGUAUAAAUAGUUUUUUAUUUGUGUUAUAUAUGAGUAAACGAAGAAUAUGAUGAUCACUGUGUGAACAGUAUCAUCACGUGUAAUUAUGUAAAUUGUUUUCGAUAUUUUAGGGUACCGGGUACGGAAAGAACAUGGUUUGUACAAUCCCGUUCAUGUUUAUGUUUAUGAAACUUAACUGUUGUUAAGUUUGAUAUCUUUAUCUUCUUUCAUUUAGUUAAUCUAAUAUAUUUUGGGAGUUCUUGGUUGA
Molecule: messenger RNA, 877 nt
Organism: Papaver somniferum (opium poppy)
Lineage: Eukaryota; Viridiplantae; Streptophyta; Magnoliopsida; Ranunculales; Papaveraceae
Product: snakin-2-like
Exons: 3
Coding region: 142-438 (98 amino acids)
Source: RefSeq, a predicted model, not a curated record